Arctia plantaginis is the source of this 426-nucleotide messenger RNA. The record is from the annotation of a GenBank genome assembly. Lineage: Eukaryota; Metazoa; Arthropoda; Insecta; Lepidoptera; Erebidae.
AUGCAAAAAAACUGGACGCGAAAAGAAAUCAAACGAUCGAACGCGAUUGGCCGGUCGGUUAGAACGUUCGAAUCCGAAAUUCAAAUUGACCAAUGGUGCGGGCUCGCGCAUGCGUUCGGCGACGACGAAUGCUUGACGCAGACUGAGUAUAAAUGGAAAAAUAUUGUCGUCAUGCCGCCAAAGGCAAAAGCUGAUAUUCCGAGAAGUAGCCGGCAAAAGUCUCCACCGCGGCCUUGCCAAUGUCAUCCACAAUAUAACUACAAUAGAUACCCAAAGGACUCUUUUGGAAUUUAUUUACCGCAAAAACAAACAUUUCGGAAGGAUAACAUAACAACAACUCCUGUUCUAUCUAUGGACAAUAUGGGAAAUUCUGUGUCUGGUAUACAAGAAAAUGAAGAAAAUCAGAAUAAACAUCUACCAACCUAG